UCCCACGGUUAUAUUGCGGUUAACGCAACAGGAAACUCCGUCGAAAUCUCCGAGCUGAUAACGGUGCUGCUCUCGGGGGUUCGCGUCCUAACCUUUGAUCUUUGAACGUUAAUUACACGCUCGCGGAGAGGCUCGGUUUGUUGCUGUAUUGAUUUUACGCAGCGAUCGAUCGAAUAUUUUAGAUGAAACGCAAAACAAUUCUUGUACGCACAUGCACACAAACUGGCUUUCUGCAACGAAAACAAAAGUCAAUGUUGCGUCUUGUCGCGUCACUAAGAUUAUCCGUUUAACCGAACGGGCUAUUUGUAUUUAAGCCAACACAAUGAGCUAUCAUCGAGGAAGUGGUAGCAAGCCGAAGGGCUUUGGCUUUACCGGCUUCCAAAUGUCUGGAACGAAAAGAAGUGGUACCAACAUACCUCCACCUCCACCAAACUCCACCCUGAGCAAGCAGGGCUAUCACACGAUGAACGCUAUUACGGAAAACGCCUUGUCCGCUUGUUGGGGCAUGCCGAAGAAGCGCAGCAAGACCGAAGAAGAAUACUUCGAGGACGAUGACGAAGCUGCAACUUCAUCGUUGGAAUAUAUACCAGCGCCUGGUUCUCCCACGUACGACUUGAUGAAGAAAUCGGCCACAAAGAACGACAGCGAUAGUGAGGAGGAUACUCUGGAUGCUUUUAUGGCGGGAAUCGAUGCGGAAGUGAAGCGGAACGAUUGCGCGGCUCAGAGCGGUGAUAAUCGUAAGGAAGAAAAAUCCAAAGGAUUUCGGGCUGACAUUGACGGAGAGGACGACGAGGAAAGUUACUAUAGGUAUAUGGAGGAAAAUCCAACUGCUGGUUUGCAACAAGAAGAGUCCGAUCAAGAGAUCGAAUACGAUGAGGAUGGCAAUCCUAUUGCGCCGCCGAAGAAGAAGGAGAUCGAUCCGCUACCUCCGAUCGAUCACAGCGAAAUAGAAUACGAACCGUUCGAGAAAAACUUUUACAAUGUGCACGAAGAGAUCGCAAGUUUAAGUAAACAGCAGAUUGACGACUUGAAAAAGACUCUGGGUAUAAAAGUAUCCGGACCAUCCCCGCCGAAUCCGGUCACAAGUUUCGGCCAUUUCGGGUUUGACGAUGCGCUGAUUAAGACUAUCCGUAAAAACGAGUACACGCAGCCCACGCCUAUUCAGGCGCAGGCGGUCCCUGCCGCCUUAAGCGGACGGGAUAUAAUUGGUAUAGCGAAAACCGGCAGCGGUAAAACGGCGGCAUUUAUCUGGCCGAUGUUAGUGCACAUUAUGGAUCAGCGCGAAUUGAAAGCCGGAGAUGGCCCGAUCGGUCUCAUUUUGGCGCCAACGAGAGAAUUGUCUCAACAGAUUUAUCAAGAAGCAAAAAAGUUUGGGAAGGUUUACAAUAUUCAAGUGUGUUGCUGCUACGGAGGUGGUAGUAAAUGGGAACAGAGUAAAGCAUUGGAAAGCGGCGCGGAGAUCGUAGUCGCUACCCCCGGUAGAAUGAUCGAUCUAGUUAAGAUGAAAGCAACGAAUUUAGCUAGAGUUACAUUUCUAGUUCUGGACGAAGCCGAUAGAAUGUUCGACAUGGGAUUUGAGCCACAAGUACGAUCUAUAUGCAAUCACGUGAGACCCGACAGACAAACGUUGCUAUUUAGCGCGACAUUCAAAAAGAAAGUAGAGAAGCUCGCUAGGGACGUUUUAACAGAUCCCAUUAGGAUAGUGCAAGGAGAUGUCGGUGAGGCUAACACCGAUGUGACGCAACAUGUUAUCAUGUUCCAUAACAAUCCCAGUGGUAAAUGGAACUGGCUGUUACAAAACUUGGUUGAAUUUCUAAGCGCUGGCAGUCUUUUGAUCUUUGUCACUAAGAAGCUGAACGCGGAAGAGCUUGCCAACAAUCUCAAACUGAAAGAGUUUGAUGUAUUACUGUUGCACGGUGAUAUGGAUCAGAUUGAGAGAAAUAAAGUGAUUACGGCUUUUAAGAAGAAAGAUGUCAGUACCUUGGUCGCUACUGACGUAGCUGCGCGAGGUUUGGACAUUCCACAUAUCAAGACUGUCGUGAAUUAUGAUGUAUCGCGAGAUAUCGAUACGCACACGCACAGAAUAGGAAGAACAGGACGAGCCGGUGAAAAAGGCACGGCGUAUACCCUUGUGACAGAAAAAGAUAAGGAAUUCGCCGGACAUUUGGUACGAAAUUUGGAGGGAGCGAAUCAGGAAGUGCCAAAGAGCUUGAUGGAUUUGGCUAUGCAAAGCGCAUGGUUUAGAAAAUCAAGGUUCAAAGGUGGAAAAGGAAAAAGUUUAAAUGUCGGUGGAGCAGGACUUGGUUUCAGGGGCAGACCCAAUUCAUCAAAUUCGAGUGGAUCAACGUCGCAAGCAUCAAAGGAUAUUAGUGAGGUAGUUAAAAAGUUAGAAAGGCACGGACCUGGUAGCGACAGACUCUCCGCUAUGAAAGCCGCUUUCCGAAGUCAAUAUAAUUCGCAGUUCCGAGCGUCGUCGGAUCACACCUGGGAACAGACGAUCACUCCACCUUCCGUGAUAAUGCCGCCACCGCCAGCCGUUCCAUCGCCGAAGCCUGCAGCUCCAGAGAAUCAAGCUGCCAAUUCCUCAGGACCGGAGCGUAAGAGAGUGCGAAAAAGUCGAUGGGAGUGAUCAAGUUAGUGUAUUAUUAUUUGUGCAUAUUAUACAGCAUAUAAACAUUAUAUAUCGAAACGAUAAUGAACUGAGACUUGUUUUAUAUUACAAUAAAAUUUAAUUUUACCAAUUUG
Molecule: messenger RNA, 2745 nt
Organism: Wasmannia auropunctata (little fire ant)
Lineage: Eukaryota; Metazoa; Arthropoda; Insecta; Hymenoptera; Formicidae
Product: ATP-dependent RNA helicase DDX42
Exons: 10
Coding region: 323-2629 (768 amino acids)
Molecular function (GO): ATP binding; RNA binding; RNA helicase activity
Source: RefSeq, a predicted model, not a curated record